Molecule: messenger RNA, 1349 nt
Organism: Phragmites australis (common reed)
Lineage: Eukaryota; Viridiplantae; Streptophyta; Magnoliopsida; Poales; Poaceae
Exons: 2
Coding region: 164-916 (250 amino acids)
Molecular function (GO): protein binding
Source: RefSeq, a predicted model, not a curated record
UCCUGCUCACUCGCCGUCCCACAUGACCUGACCCGCCCGAAAGUCGCCGAAACCGUCACACCAUCACACGCCUUCGCCUUCCUCUUCCUCUUCUGGCUAUAAAUUAAAAGAGGGAGAGAGGAGAAGCCAGCCAAUCCGUCACCGGCACCGCCCCAGCGACACCAUGGAAGCCGCCGCAGCCACUUCGACCCUGACCCGCUCCGUCUCCCUCACCGCCCGCCUACGCCGCUCCCGCACCGCCAGGUUCCCAUCCCCCCAACUGUGCGGGCUUUCUGCCGCCGCUGCAGCCUCGCCCCGCGCCCUCCCGCUCCGCCGCGCCAGGUCCGACGCCGACCUCGCCUCCUUCGUAAGAUCCGCUGCCGUUCUCCGCCACUCCCCCAUCCCGGCCAUCCUCGAGGCCUACGAGGAAGAUCAGGAGAAGGCGCCAGGGGGCUUUGACCGCCUCCUCAAUGGCGCCGGCAGGAACGGCGGCGGCCAAGGAGGCAGCGGUGGCGACAGAGGCGGCGGCGGCGGCCAAGACAGCGGCUGUGACAUUGGGGAGUACUACCGGCGGGUGCUGCAGGUGGAUCCGGAGAACUCGCUGCUGCUGCGCAACUACGGCAAGUACCUGCACGAGGUGGAAGGCGACCUGACGGGCGCCGAGGGGUGCUACGCGCGCGCGCUGCUAGUGUGCCCCGGCGACGCGGACCUGCUGAGCCUCUACGGCCGCGUCAUCUGGGAAGCGCACCAGGAGAAGGAACGCGCCGCGGCCUACUUCGAGCGCGCCGUUCAGGCCGCGCCCGAUGACUGCUACGUCCUGGGAUCGUACGCGAGCUUCCUGUGGGACGCCGAAGAGGAGGAGGCGGCGGCUGCGGCGGAUGUGCAGAAAGAGGAAACAAUUGCAAGCACGGUGGUGGUGGUGGCAUCUCCGGCGUGAUGAUCUCAGCGGUGGAUCUACUUUAUUGUUGGUUAGUGUACAUAUGAGGACGUUGCGGACCGGAUUGGACGGCGGUGGAAUGGAUGGAAUCUGCCUUGCCCAUUGAUUGAUGAUGAUUAUAUAGCUGCCUCCGGCGAGCCGUGAUGGAUCCGGCCAGUAAUAACGACGGGCCAGGCCAAGCGGCACUGAUGCUGCUCCGUCGAUGGAAACGAGGUAUCAACUAAGAAGCAGAGACGAGCUGGCGACAGCAAAACGACUGUAUGUCCGGGAUUAUAUUGGGUCUCGUCGAUGAGCACUUCAUUUAGCUUUAAUUAUUUGUAUUGACAAUUGUAGAGCGGGCAUGUAAUCAAUAUAGCUAGCUAUCUUGAUGAAUAACAACGAGACUUAAUGAUGAUGAUGAUGAAUAACAGUCAUUGUACUCAUGUUGUACGAA